UUCAAGAUAUAAAAGCAACUUCGGGUGCCCCCUCUGCAGCCGGGACGCAUUAGAGGGCUCGGAGCGGGGCAGCUCCCGGCGCCGCAGCGCUCGCGUCCCUACCCUCCUCCCGGGCCCUCCCUCCUCCCGCCCACUCGCUCCCUCCCCCAGCGCCGGGCUGAGGCUCCGCGCCCCGGGAGCUCCGCCGCAGCCUCUGCAGGAUUAUGGAGUUUCUGAGCGAGAAGUUCGCCCUGAAGAGCCCGCCGAGUAAGAACAGCGACUUCUACAUGGGCGCAGGAGGCGCGUUGGAGCACGUUAUGGAGACGCUGGACAAUGAGCCCUUUUACAGCAAAGCGUCGGCAGGCAAAUGCGUGCAGGCCUUCGGGCCGCUGCCCAGAGCCGAGCAUCACGUGCGUCUCGAGAGGACCUCGCCCUGUCAGGACAGCGGCGUGAACUACGGAAUCACUAAGGUGGAAGGACAGCCGCUUCACACGGAACUGAACAGAGCUAUGGACAACUGCAGCAGUCUCCGAAUGUCUCCUGGGAAAGGGAUGCCGGAAAAGGGAGAACUGGAUGAACUCGGAGACAAAUGUGACAGCAACGUGUCCAGCAGUAAGAAGCGGAGACAUCGAACCACCUUCACCAGCCUGCAGCUGGAGGAGCUGGAGAAAGUCUUUCAGAAGACCCAUUACCCGGAUGUUUACGUCAGGGAGCAGCUGGCUCUGAGGACGGAGCUCACUGAGGCCAGAGUCCAGGUUUGGUUUCAAAAUCGAAGAGCAAAGUGGAGAAAAAGGGAACGUUAUGGCCAAAUACAACAAGCUAAAAGCCAUUUUGCUGCCACCUAUGACAUAUCAGUUUUGCCAAGGACUGACAGCUACCCACAGAUUCAGAACAAUUUGUGGGCAGGAAAUGCAAGUGGUGGUUCUGUGGUGACAUCAUGCAUGUUGCCACGUGACACUUCCUCCUGUAUGACACCUUAUUCUCACUCGCCUCGGACAGAUUCCAGUUACACAGGCUUUUCAAACCACCAGAAUCAGUUCAGCCACGUGCCCCUCAACAACUUUUUCACUGACUCUCUUCUUACGGGGGCUACCAAUGGACAUGCAUUUGAGACAAAGCCAGAGUUUGAAAGAAGGUCUUCCAGUAUCGCAGUUCUUCGAAUGAAAGCCAAGGAGCACACUGCCAAUAUUUCAUGGGCCAUGUAACAUACAGUACUCUUUUAUUUUUCUUUUAAUAGCAAAGUAAAACAUUCUUAUUUCUCGUAUUUAAAGGAUACCACAAUAAGCUGCUGUGUGUGGAAUUGCUAAAGGUCAAGAUAUACAGUGAGACCAGCUUAAAUGAAUAGUUGUUAUUAUUUAACAUUAAAAUCUAAGAAUGAACCUCUGAAAAGGCUAAAUAGGUUUACCAUGCACCAGUCUCCACAAACUCUGUUUUAGUAGUAUGAUUUUUUUUCUAUUGUACAAGUCAAUGAAAUAUGAUCAUGCAACUUCUUAAAAGAAUAAAUGUAUUAAACAAAUUCCUCUGUUAUAGAUUGAUUUAUGGUAGUUCUGUAUAACAAGAAAUCCCUUGUAAAAUAAUACCUGAUAAAGGAGGAAAUGCACUGGGAAAAAAUGUCAAGAUACCAAAGCUGUCAGGUAAAUAUUGAACCAGGGUGUUUUGGGGAGUUAACUGCCAUUUCUCUCUCUCUGGCUCCAAGAAGCAAUGGGCAUAUCCCCUGUUGCUGAGAAUUUAUCUUCAGGCCUCAAAGAUUUUUUUUUUUUUAACCUCUAGAUGUUUUAGUGAAUUUCCAGUCUGUGAAGAAAGAACUCUUCUAAAAUAACCUGCUUUGGCAUAAAAUAUUUGGGCAUAGUUUCCUGAAACCAUGUGGCUAAAGGUGAUAACUGAAAUAUUCCGGCAUGAUUUAAAAGAUCAUCAUGAAAACAGUUUUUAUAAAUGCUGUCUUUUUAAUGAAAAGGCCUGUGUGGACUCAAUGACUUAAUUGUCACAAACAAGAAAAAAAAUACAAAGUGCCCUGUUACUUUUAACCAAAAUAGCGUCAAUUAAACUGUACACACAAACAUCUAGUAACUGUACUAAAAGAAGCAUUUUUCAGUUCAAGGAGCAGUGAAUGGGGAUUCCUAUUUAUUUCAUGGGUAUGCGCAUGCUCACAAGCAUUUGUGUUUGUUUCUUGACACAUCAUGCCUUAAGCAGUUGUUGCUUCUGUGGUUUUGCAUAAAGAAUUAAGAUGUCAGAAAGCUCUCUCAAACUUCUGGUGGAAGAGAAGAAAAAUACAUUGCAUCUGGAAAAUUGCUAACCCCUGUGAUUUACUUCUCCUCCCUUUCCCCUGUCACAUUCCAAGCUUUUUCAGAUGAGUGAAAUGUCAACCUCCUUGAAAGACUCUUAAGUUCAUAAAGGCAAAGUAAAUUAAUUGAAAUGAAGAUGACUUCCAUGGCUCGGAUCAGAGCAGGAUUUGCUCUUUGUAGUCUCUUAUUAUAUUCUUGUGGUUCGUGUAGACUUUAAGGAUAUGCUUGCAAACCCUAAUGGCAAAAGGACAACAAUAAAUGAAUAUUUAAAAUUAAAUUUCAGGAAAAGUACUACAUCCAGUUAAAUGUCUUUUCUUAGUGGGAAUAUAUUUAUAGCAAUUAGACAUCUUUUGUAAUAAAAUUUUAAGUCAAGCAGAUGAUGAAGCUGAGUGAUGUCCUAAACAAACAUUCCCUGACUUCGUAAUAACUUUGUUCUUUAUUGCUUGUGUGUUCUCUCUUUUUAGCUUUGUUCCCAAGAAAAACUUGUUCAAAUGUAGCCCUGAGAAUUAUGCUUGCGUGCAGGAGGAGCUUUUGUGAGAGGAUUGUUUAGGCAGCUGUUAAACAUCCUUCAUGUUUGAGAAGAGAAUGGCUGAUUUUUAAUAUACUCAUAUAUGUGGUUAAUAGGAAUUUGUGAACUAAAACUUAGUACUAAAAUGUAUGAUUUUAUUUUUAAUAAUUUCAUAAAUUAAUAGUGCUCAUUUUCAUUUUCUUCUGCCUUCUUAAUUUAAAUUUUAGUGCUCCUGGGCUCAUGUCUUGAUCUUUCAACUAAGAUACAAAACUUCUAAAGUUUGAAUUUCACUUGAUUCCUUGGUUUUCCCAUUCUUUCUCCUCAUUAAAUUUAAAGGUUAGUUGGAGCUUCUGAAAUUCAGUUUUCUUCAAGCCAAACAGUAUUUUUCUAAUUGAAUAUUUAUAUCUGCAAUUCUCUGUAAAAGUAUAAUUCAAUUAGCACAUUUUUUAACGCUUCCAGUGUGUGAAGUGCUAUUUGGGAUAAUAAAAUAAAUACUGGAACUAUG
Molecule: messenger RNA, 3274 nt
Organism: Oryctolagus cuniculus (rabbit)
Lineage: Eukaryota; Metazoa; Chordata; Mammalia; Lagomorpha; Leporidae
Gene: ALX1
Product: ALX homeobox 1
Biological process (GO): negative regulation of DNA-templated transcription; embryonic skeletal system morphogenesis; positive regulation of transcription by RNA polymerase II
Molecular function (GO): DNA-binding transcription activator activity, RNA polymerase II-specific; RNA polymerase II transcription regulatory region sequence-specific DNA binding
Source: RefSeq, a predicted model, not a curated record